AUGAGGUUUGGGAGGCGGGGAAAGGUUAGCCCCAAAUACAUUGGGCCUUUUGAGAUACUCCGGACAGUUGGGGAGAUUACUUAUGAGUUGGCCCUACCUCCAGCAUUUUCAACAAUCCACCCGGUUUUCCAUGACUCAAUGUUGUGGCGGUAUGUUCCUGAUGAGUCCCAUGUGCUCCAGUAUGAUGCAGACGAGUUGGAUGAUUGUUUUACUUUUGUAGAGGAGCCAGUUGCCAUUUUAUACAGGGAUGUGAGGAGAUUGCGCUCGAGAGCCAUUCCUGUUGUUAAGGUCCGUUGGAGGCAUCGUCCAGUCGAGGAGGCUACCUGGGUGAACGAGUAG
Molecule: messenger RNA, 339 nt
Organism: Solanum tuberosum (potato)
Lineage: Eukaryota; Viridiplantae; Streptophyta; Magnoliopsida; Solanales; Solanaceae
Exons: 1
Coding region: 1-339 (112 amino acids)
Source: RefSeq, a predicted model, not a curated record